Rhinichthys klamathensis goyatoka is the source of this 764-nucleotide messenger RNA. RefSeq names its product boophilin-H2-like. The transcript has 4 exons. Gene Ontology annotation, molecular function: serine-type endopeptidase inhibitor activity. Bases 1 to 591 code for a protein of 196 amino acids. NCBI's taxonomy places the organism in Eukaryota, Metazoa, Chordata, Actinopteri, Cypriniformes, Leuciscidae. The record is from RefSeq and is a predicted model, not a curated record.
AUGAGUUUCAGAGAUAUUCUACCCACUGAUGCGCCCACCGAAGAGCUCAUCACAACAGAAGAACCUCUGGAGGAAUAUGAUGCUUAUGAUGAGCAAAGUACAGAACCAAUCGCUGGACCCAAUCAACUUGAGGACACUGACCGUUUUACAGAAGAGCACACAGAGGACCACACCGAGCCUCCAAAGACUAAAGCACGAUGUUUCCUUGAAAGAGAUUCUGGCCGUGUUUGUGCAUCGUAUGUGUCCAGUUGGUACUACAGCCAGCAGACUAAGAAAUGCUUGCACUUUUGGUACGGUGGGUGUGACGGAAAUGAAAACCGAUUCUUGACAGAGGAAGAGUGCUUUAGAGAGUGUGGGUCCACAGAAUCUGAAAAUCUUCCACAGGAUGAUCCCAGUAUAUUCAAGGACAUUUGCCAGCUUGAGUAUGACGCAGGAACUUGCUCAAACUUUGCAGUGAAAUGGUACUUCAACGUCCGCAGUGGUGAAUGCGCCCAGUUCUGGUACGGAGGCUGUGAAGGGAACAGCAACCGCUUCUACACUCAGGAGGACUGUGAGAAUCGCUGUCUCAGGGCCAAAAAAAGCAUCUCCUAACAAAUCCAAACUGUGAUAUCUAAAUGCAAAAUCCAUUUAUCUACGUUUGGCAGCUUCUGGAUUCAUGAUCGUAUUCUCAUCAUUGAUUAUCAAAUGGCAGCCCUAGAGGCAAGUCUUGAAGUUUUAACGAAAUGUAUUUGUACAGACGAGUUAAUACAGGCCUAAUGAUUUAA